UUAUACACCAAUGUGCAAAAUAGCAACCUCCACCAUUAAUACUAUUAACAUCGUUUACUUUGCACUGAAAUUAUCAAAAAUGAUUUUUAUUAAAUUUUCCCCCAAAUUUUGAUCGGCGUCGGAAACCUCUCACUCUUCCCCUUUCCUUCUCCGCCGUCGAAUUUCUUCCCCACCUUUAAACCCGACCAGGGAAGCCCGCCGAUUCUGCCAAUCAUUUCCCCCUUUCAAAAACCCUAAUUCCCUACUUCAUUGAAAAAAGGGGAGGACAAAUUGUUUAUGUUGGUUGCAGUGUGGGUUUGAGUGUUUAACAGUUACAGUGAGAUUCAGCAAUUUCAAACUCACUAUCUUGAUUUGCUCGAGCUCCCAAAAUCCACGUGGCGAUCUGGGUCUUUGCUUUCCACUUCUCACUCUCAUGCUUAAAUCUCAGUGAGCCCCCUCAACUUAUUUUUGUGUCCAGCUUCUGUGUUUAAUUUUGUUACUUUGGAUUUGCUUGUGUGAAUGUGAAUUGUUACUGGUUUGCGAUUUCCCGACUUCGAUCUGUUGGGGAGUCCCUUUUGUGAGUGCGAUAAAUAGUUUUUCCAGGAUCAUUUUGCUGUUAAUCUAGGGUUUAAUUUAGCUUCGAUCUACUUGCAUUUGGCUUAAAGAUUACAUUUGGCGGUGGACUGUGGCUGCGUUUGCUGAGAAAACUUUGUGGGAAAUGGAGAGCUAGAACUCGAAUUUUUCACUCUUCCAUUGCCGGGUUUGAUUGUUUUUCACUGAUUUGAUAUUCAUGUCCGGAGAAGAAACUAAUCCUUACUGUUUGUUGUUUGUUUACUCUCUUGUUUUUCUGCUUCCAUUUCCCAUUUGCCAAAAAUAGCUUUGACUGAGUGUUGAAUUCGUUCUGAAAAUGGGCUGAAUUUAUGUAGAGAAGCGAUUGAAUCAUGCUUUACUGUUAAAAAACUUUGCUCCCUCGUAGAAAUUCUUUUGAAUUUGGUCUUUUGAAAUUAAUUGUGAGAAAACGUCUGUUGCAGAUAAGGAAAUGUGUUUCUUUGGUGGAAGGAGUCGUCAUCUUGAGCAUUUACGCUUGCUAGGCUGGCCAUAGCUUCUGCUUCUAAGAUUCGUUAUACGCUCAAUCCAAACUUAUCACCUGUAAUGGAAGCAAGCAUCACAGAGGCAAUUCAAGCCAAAGAAAUUGCUGAGAGACGAUUUGCGGAGAAGGAUUUCACCACAGCUAAGAACUAUGCACUCAAGGCCAAAUCCCUUUGCCCGGGACUUGAAGGCAUCUCUCAAAUGCUCGCUACUUUCGAUGUCUACAUGGCAUCCGAGGCCAAAUGCAAUGGUGGCCAAGUUGACUACUACUCAGUCCUCGGCUUAAAACCCACAUCAGAUCGAGACGCUGUGAAAAAACAGUACCGCAAAUUGGCUGUCUUGCUCCACCCUGACAAGAACAAAACAGUUGGAGCAGAUGGUGCCUUCAAACUUGUCUCAGAAGCAUGGACCGUGUUAUCAGACACCCUCAAGAGAGCACCAUGCGAUCUCAAAAAGAAGUACGCCGCGAGCACAUCAGUGAAAAAUCCUUGUCUCGAUACUUUCUGGACAGUCUGCACCUCAUGCAGAGUUCAGUACGAGUACCUUCGUAAGUAUGUGAACAAGCGACUUUCUUGUAAGAACUGCAGGGGUACUUUCAUUGCUGUGGAGACAGGUACAGCUCCAGUUAAUGGGUCGUUUCCCUACAGUCCUUGGAAUUAUGUUCCUAAUGCAAAUGGAUACCCAAAUUACGAUGGGGUUUCUUAUAUCCCUACCACGACGAAUACUACAGUGUAUACUACUCAUGCAUAUGAUUAUGUCCCGAAUGUAUCGUUUCAAUGGGGAUCUUACUCUGCAACUUCUGGAGGUUUAUGUCCUAAUGAAGCUGCAUCUGGAGAUGGGUUUUAUAAGGUUAAUGGAAAUAUUGCUUCUCAUAGAAGGAAGGUUAAGUCUGGGUCGAACGACAAAACGAAAACUGCUCCUCCUCCUCCUCCUGCUGCUGCUGCUGUUGCUGCAGCUACUACUGUCGCUGCUAAUGCGAGCACUAGUGCACCAGGUAACAACUUUGUCGGGUAUCUUACCAAGGCCGGGAGGCCUGAUAAGAGAAGGAAGAUUGUAGUUGGAGCGAGUUUUAGAAAUGGGUUUGAAGAAAAAGAUCCCAAACUUCCAUCGGAAUUAGGGUUUGGUGAUGCACAUGUUAAGCUUGAAUCUGAACCUAAGGCUUCGAACCCGGUUGUUGUUCUGCCUCCUUUUGAUGUUAGGAAGUUUCUGAUUGAGAAGGCGAGGUGUGAAAUUGGAAUAAGGUUGGAAGAAAUGGAGCGAACUGAGGUCCUUAAAGCAGAGUCUGGAAUCUUCUCUGGACGUCUGAGCAACAAGCUACAUAGUAUAACAGUUCCUGAUCCCGACUUCCAUGAUUUUGAUAAGGAUAGAUCGGAGGAAUGUUUCGCACCAAAGCAGAUAUGGGCAUUGUACGACGAAGAUGAUGGUAUGCCUCGACUGUACUGCUUAAUCCGUGAGGUGGUCUCAGUCAAACCCUUCAAGAUUCUCAUCACUUACUUGAGCUCCAAGACAGAUGCAGAGUUUGGUUCGAUGAACUGGAUUAGUUAUGGGUUCACAAAAUCUUGUGGUCAUUUUAGAGCAUGGAAUUCUGAUACCAUUGAUAAAGUCAACGUCUUUUCUCAUCUGUUAAGAGGGCAAAAAGCUGGAAGGGGUGGAUGUGUGAGGAUCUUCCCGAAAUGCGGUGAGAUUUGGGCAGUUUAUCGACAUUGGUCAACCGAAUGGACCAGCUCAACACCGGAUGAUGUGAGGCACAGUUAUGAGAUGGUGGAAGUGCUUGACAAUUACUCUGAGGAUCAAGGAGUCUGCAUUGCUCCAUUGAUCAAGCUACUUGGUUUCAAGACCGUUUAUCAAAGAGACGAGAGACAGGAUGCGAUAAAGUGGGUCCCAAGGCCCGAGAUGUUCAGGUUCUCUCACCAGGUCCCAUCUUGGUCUCUUGACGGAAAGGCAAGCAAUCUUCCUGACAACUGUUGGGAUCUGGAUCCUGCAGCAACUCCUGAUGAACUGCUUCAAGCAAAGGGUUAGUUCUUUCAUUACGGACGGGGCUAUGAUUUCAUUACAUUGUUACAGAAGGUGACGAUGGUGAGGUUGGUGGAUGUUUAGGUUGACUGUACAAUACUUGCAUACAUGGAUGGCUCAACUAAAGACGCUAUCUUUAUGCAAAUAUUUGACUCCAAAUAUGAUUUUUAGAUUUUUUAUCAGUUUUAUCAUUAAUGUUUCUUACUGAGGGAAGAAUUAAGUGAAAUGAUGAAGAACCCAGGAAGUCUGAGAGGUUGAGGGAGAGCCUUGCUAUUGCGUCGAAUUGCGUUCAGGCUAAGGGGAGAGUUUAUAUCUCUGUUUCUGUCUGAAUGAGCUCUGUUGUAACAGUUUAGUGUAGUGAGAAGUGGUUGAGAGAUUUGAGACAGUCGCUUCUCAGACGUAAAAUGGUAACGUCUUUUUUUAAGUGCUUAGUCUCUGCCUCUGUCUAUGCAUCUCAAAGCACGUCUUUCCACCGGCUUAAAGCAUAGUUGCAUCACUUAAUCCCAGCAUCUUGUCAGAUUUGCCGUAGAUGUUUUCUUUAUGUUCAAUCUAUCCAUUCUAAAACCACUCCAAACUAGGUUCUAAGUUUGACCCUUAAAACCCACCGACCCGCCUCGACCCUUAGGGUCGGGCUGGAUCAGUUUGUCUAUAGGGUCAAUUUAGGGUCGGGCCGGCUUAGGGUCGGGUCAGGGUCAGAUAGGGUCGGGUCAUUUUUUGACCCUAUGACCCUUAGCAUCAUACAAACAUGUUGGACCUAUUUGUAAAAUUUUAUAAGUUUAGGUACGAAAUUGUAAAAAUUAAAAAAUUUGGGUACCAAAACGCAAUUUUACCAUCAAAUUUUAGGGACUUAUUUGUAAAAAAAUUAGGUACUAAAAUGUAAGAAAAAAUAAAUUCGGGUACCAAAUUGUAUUUUUAGAAAAAUAGUCUAUUUAUUAGGGUCGACCCACUGACCCGACCCCUUGACCCUUCAAGGGCGGGUCAGACAGGGUCAGGGGCGGGUCGGGCCAAUUUUCAGCCCUACUCCAAACAACUUGAGUUAUAGAGAGUUUUUCAUUUUUCGCCCAUAUAAACUUUAUUUUAGAGUUACUGAUGGGUCCUGGACAUAUAGGUGUCAAAACAUGACCCGACCCGAGUAACCCGCCCAACCUACCCGAUCCGCGACCCGCCCGCAAUCCGAUUAGACUAAAAGUCAAAGACCGGCAACCCGCCCGACCCGUAACCAUCUUGACCCGCAACCCGCUUAACCCGCAACCCGCUUGACCCGCAACCCGCUUGACCCGAACCCGAUUGACCCGCAACCCGCUUGACCCGCAACCCGCUUGACCCGUAACCCGACUAACCCGAACCCGCCCGAUUGGCACGAAUAAUACUACAUAAUAUAUUUUUGUGCAUAAAUAUUAGGGUUAAUACCCUAGUUUGGCCCGAAGUUUGGCUUAAGUGACAGUUAUGGCCCUAUUUUUCAAAUAAGACAUUUGUGACCUA
Molecule: messenger RNA, 4563 nt
Organism: Linum trigynum
Lineage: Eukaryota; Viridiplantae; Streptophyta; Magnoliopsida; Malpighiales; Linaceae
Source: the annotation of a GenBank genome assembly